AUGCCCUCGUUGCCUAUUGACCUAUCUGAUGACGAGGACGACUUCCAACCUGUUCUUCCAACAAAGACACGACCAACACAGCCAAGCACCACAAAGAACGGCACAAAUAAUAGUGGAAAUGCUAGUUCCUCGUCUACUGGAAGGAAUACAAAACCAAAGAAACCAUCAUCAUACACAUCGCAGUCACAGGCAUCAAAGAAAUCAAACAUUGACAAUGUAAAGUCGACCACCACAACUAGUAGCAGGACAAAGAAGCCUACGCAACCGAUUGUAAUGAAGCCAUCACUGUCUCGAUCGUCUUCUGCUGUAAAAGAUGCUGCUCCUGCAGCGUCUGGUGAUCGACAGUCACUUGCUCGUCAAUCGCCUCAGCUCAUAAAUCUUGACUCGGACAAUGGAUCUACUCCUGUGCCUGAGACUACAAGCAUAUCGCAACGUAUACACGAAGGCCAAGAAUUGGUCAGUGAGCCGCUGCCAACGACCACAACAACAAUAGCAGCAGCACCUAAGAGCAGCAUAGCACCAACUCCUCCUCGUAAAUCAAGCUAUUCUCGUAAACUGAAUUCAUCGCCUAAAAUACAAUCUCCGCCAGUCGAGGUUAGACCUCCAUUACCUACUACAGUCGUUGAUUCACCCAUUACGCGAUGCCCUCUCUGUAAUCGAUCAUUGUCAGGCUCUGCAGACGCGAUUCAGAUUCAUAUAAAUGGCUGCCUCGACGGUAGCUCUACGUCUUCAUCAAAACCUAUAGAUAAUCAUAGUGCUAGUACUCUAGUAUGCAUGUGCUGUGGAAGGGACUUGACCGAUGAAAUCGUACUACAUCGCCAAAUGCACAUGAAUACUUGUCUAGAUAUGAUCAUUAUGGAUCCGCUAGAUGUAGAUCCUACUGGAAAAAACAAGGGUAAAGCUGUAGCUGAACCCAUCUGCUCAGAAACAUCGCCCAUCUCGCUCUUGGCUUUCUGUCCAUGUUGCAAUAGCGACUGGGACAAAGAGGCCGCUAAAUCCGUCAAGGGUAAAAUGACGCAUAUCAAGCAAUGUGGUAAAACCAACUUUUUGGAAACAGCCGAAGUAAUUCAGAAGAUACGAGCUGCUGUUGCUCAAAUGGCUAAUGAUGGUACAUACACAUCUGGUAAAGUAGUACCCAAGCCAGCACCAAAGCAGUCGAAAUUAUCAUUAGAUUAUAGGAGAUUGGUGAUUACAGAAGGUGACGAUGACUUUAAAGAGUCAAGAGCCUUGGUGCCCAAGAGUCAUGGAAUCAAACGUCGCAAAGCUGAUGAAGACUUGCAAGUGGCUAUUGCCUUGUCGAAAUCAGCUGCUGAAGCCCAAAAGAUUGAAUCUGGGCAAAGUAUCGGUGGUCGAAAGAAAAAGAUAAAACGGGAUGGCUCACACUUGAUGACUGCUGAACAAACGACCUCAGAUGUCCGUAUUCGUGCUGCUAGGAUCUUGAGCGAGUCAAAAACGUUAGAACGCUCAAUUUCUGUGGAUAGCGCCACUUCGGGUAGUCGAUUGUGGGAUUUGGCACACGUUAGUGGUUUUGUAAAACCUGAGACUUUUACAAAUGUCGUUCUACAGGAGGGCGACGAGCCAGAAUUGAAGCCCGACAUCAAGUCUGAAAUCAAACGUAUCAACGAAGAGCAUACGAUUGUAGUAGCCGAAAGAGAACAAAAUUUGGAACGCCAGAUUGCAACUUUGCGUGACGGACAUCAACGUUGGCUGGAUAAUGCAACAUUCGCAAGAGAUAAGCGUCUUGAAUAUUUGAGGCGUACUGCUUAUCAGACUUGGACGGAUGUGUCGCCAUCAAAGCUACCUACUCUAUUGUCUCAGCAAACACCUCCAGGUGCCCAUAUAACAUCCGCCACUCAAGCCAAGAUAAAUUCGCUUCUAGACGAGUUUUCUGAUGAUGAAGAUUUGAAGGUAGAACCAGAAAAUCCAUCUGAUGAAGAUCGGGACAUGGCUGUACCAGUUGUUCCAAAUAUUGGACAAGUCGAUACUAUAAACGCUCGUCAUGAUUCCGAUAUCGUCAUGGUAGACGACUUCUAUGGUAGAGCGGAGAAUGAAGCUCAUGUGGGUGUGCUGGACGACAUCGGAUAUCAAAACGAUGAGGGCGGUAGAAAUAUAGUCAAUGCUGGGAUGGAAACGGACGAUAGAAAUAUAGACGAUACCGCAUUAAGGAAUCUUGCAGUGACACCUCCAGCAGACGACGAUACUGAAUUUAGAGAUCUUGGUGUAUUAAGGGGUCUAGCAGUGACGCCGCCAGCCUAUGACGAUCUCGCAGUGACUCCUCCAGCAUACGAUGGAGAUGAUGAAGUUGUUGCCGAUACGCCACCACAUGAUAGUUACUCGUAUCAUGAUAGUUACGAUGAACUCUCUGGCAUGCUUCAAUAUUCGCCAUCUCCUCCUCGACUACCAGCGUCUUUAAAUAGUACCGACGUUAAAUAUGGCACGGAAGAUGUUAGUACGAUGCUUGCGUCUCCAUCAACAUCAGAAAAUGGUAUAGCUACUCUUCUCGCACCUUGGAAUCGUCCUAGCACUCAAUCGACACGAAAGACGACCAUUGUGCCUGUCGAUGAUGGAUCUGAUGACGACAUUAUUGAUUUGACAGGUCGUAAUAAGCCAUUGCUGCUAUGUCCUACAACCUCUCACAUUGACAGUGGGGCAAAUGAUAAUAUUGACAUUGAUUUGACGAAGGAUGUCGAGACUGCACCAUCGCAAAGGUUUUCAUCACAGUCUGUGCAACCAAGCCAAUCUCAGAAACGUAAAGCGAGCGCUGAGAUAGAUGCCAGUGACAAGUCGAAACAGACGAGAUUAGGAAUCGACACAACAACAGCUUCGUCAUCAACUACGUUGCCUACUUCUACCAUACCGCCCGUCAUUCAACCUUCUGGAAUGCCAUCGUAUGAGUCCAUGUCGAUGGACGAGCUUCGUAAAAUUGCAAGUAAGUUUGGCUUUCGAGCUACCUCAAAGGCACCCCUAGUAGCUCAUCUCACUCGCAUGUGGCUGGUACUAAAUGGGUUUGGAUCUCCCAUUGCAACUCCUGGUACAGGGUUCAUACAAGUUGAACCACCUAUUCGUAUAAAUGCGUUACUCGCAGCCGCGGCAGCAGCUUCGAAUGGAGCAAAGAGAAACAAGAGGAAAGCAGUAGCUGCCAAAAAGGGUCAACAGUAUGAAUCUGAUGAUGAUGACGAUGAAGAUGAUGACGACGAAGAGGUUGAGAAGGGUAGUAAAUUUGAUCCUGCUUUGGGGAGUAAGCUUCUCGAUGUGUUCGAAACGGAUUUGGAUUUGUAUAUGAGAGUUUUGAGAUAUGAGCCUCUGAAUCUGGAUGAAUUUCAUGCACGAGUAUCGCAGGUAGAGAAAAUCACUUGCAGUAAGAAGAAACUCUCCUUGUAUCUGGAUCAGCAGGGCAUCAACUACAUCAUACCACCUUCAAAAAAGACUCGUCGUGAACCGCCACCACCAAGAAAGGACGGAGCACCAGCACCACGCAGAUGGUGGACUAAAUGA
Molecule: messenger RNA, 3495 nt
Organism: Synchytrium microbalum
Lineage: Eukaryota; Fungi; Chytridiomycota; Chytridiomycetes; Synchytriales; Synchytriaceae
Exons: 6
Coding region: 1-3495 (1164 amino acids)
Biological process (GO): interstrand cross-link repair; resolution of meiotic recombination intermediates; meiotic DNA double-strand break processing
Cellular component (GO): nucleus; Slx1-Slx4 complex
Molecular function (GO): enzyme binding
Source: RefSeq, a predicted model, not a curated record